AUGGCACCCGCACCAAUGGCGCCUGGUCCAGAACCUACCCAGGUCAACCCUACAGGCCCUCACCCAUCGUUCAUUCAAGUCGCCAAACCAUAUAUGUUCCAGCAACAUGUCAAUACCAAACUCAUGACCAUUGGGGCAAAUCCUACGCGUGAAGAUCAGUUUAGGUUACAGGGGGUGACUUGGAUUAAUGACGUUAGAGUUGCUUUACAGUUACCAGUGCGAACUUUUUGUACUGCUGCCACUUAUUUCCAUCGAUUUCGGCUUGUUCACAAAGAUACUGAAUAUCAAUACCAAGAUGCAGCCGCUGCUGCACUUUUAACGGCUUGCAAGAUUGAAGAUACCCUUAAGAAGUCCAAGGAUAUUAUUUGCGCCGCACACAACUUAAAACAUUCAGCUGCAGAGCACUUAAGCUCCGACGAUACUAUCUUUGAGGCUCCUUCUAAGGUUGUCAUUGGCCUUGAACGUCUUAUGCUCGAAGCAUCUAGCUUCGACUUUCGUGUUCGUUACCCACAAAAACACCUCAUUAAACUUGUCAAGAACGGUGGAAUUCAACGUGAUGUUGCAGAAGUCGCCUAUCAAGUCAUGUUAGAUCUCUACCGAACAUUUGCUCCCCUCAAGCAAACCUGUUCUACCAUGUCCUUUGCUUGUGUUGAACUAGCGACAUUAAUUUGUGAGAAGCAGAAGGGUUGGAGAGGCCCAAGCUAUAAAAAGUGGUGGACUAGUCGAUCGGAAAUUGUGGAAACGAUGUUAGAUUUGUUAGAUCUUUACACACAUUAUCAGAAGCAGUCGAUCGUUGGUCCUUUGCACAACAUCGAGAAAUUUAUUGGUAUCCGGAUUAAGAUCAAUCAAGAGUUGGAAGAGAAGAGAUUACCAAGACAUACCGAACAUCACGAAGCACCACGAAACAAUGGCGUGCGACAUGCACCCAAUACUCCUGUUACACCAGCCAGCCCAGCAGACUUACGAUUUAAUGGUCAUGUUGCAUCACCGGCAAAUCUGAGCCCCAAAUCGGUAAGUUCAGGUUCGAAACCGCCCACGGGUAUUCGUGGUCAAAGUGGCACGGUACGUUAUAUGUUGGAUGUGGUUAAAGCCAAGAAUGAGAGAGAUACAGUCGAUACAUACUUUCGGGAUGAAUAUGAGGGUUAUGAAGUGGAAGUGGAAGAGACGCUGCCGGUGGAGCCAAUACCUACCCAUCAUACCCCGAGAGAACCGCAUCAUGGACGACAUCAUGGGGGGCAUGGACACGGACAUGGCCAUGGACAUGGACGAGAUUAUCGACACUUUAACAAACGGAUGCGAAGAUGA
Messenger RNA from Botrytis byssoidea, 1305 nucleotides. RefSeq lists its product as uncharacterized. Gene Ontology annotation, molecular function: cyclin-dependent protein serine/threonine kinase activator activity. Bases 1 to 1305 code for a protein of 434 amino acids. Gene Ontology annotation, biological process: positive regulation of DNA-templated transcription, elongation; regulation of transcription by RNA polymerase II. Gene Ontology annotation, cellular component: cyclin/CDK positive transcription elongation factor complex; nucleus. The record is from RefSeq and is a predicted model, not a curated record. The transcript has 3 exons. NCBI's taxonomy places the organism in Eukaryota, Fungi, Ascomycota, Leotiomycetes, Helotiales, Sclerotiniaceae.